Messenger RNA from Ficedula albicollis (Collared flycatcher), 3511 nucleotides. It is a transcript of the gene TM9SF2, whose product is annotated as transmembrane 9 superfamily member 2. Gene Ontology annotation, biological process: protein localization to membrane. Gene Ontology annotation, cellular component: membrane. The transcript is spliced from 17 exons. NCBI's taxonomy places the organism in Eukaryota, Metazoa, Chordata, Aves, Passeriformes, Muscicapidae. The record is from RefSeq and is a predicted model, not a curated record. The annotation marks the transcript as partial.
CGGAUCCCCGCCCUGGCCCCGCCCGCCGCCGCCUUCUACCUGCCGGGCCUGGCGCCCGUCAACUUCUGCGAGGCCGGCAAGGAGAAGCCCGAGUGCAAGUCUGGAAUCGAGCUGUUUGUGAACAGACUUGACUCAGUAGAGUCUGUCCUCCCCUACGAAUACACUGCGUUUGACUUUUGUCAAGCAGAAGGAAAGAAGCGUCCAUCUGAAAACCUUGGCCAAGUCUUGUUUGGAGAGAGGAUAGAACCGUCUCCUUACAGGUUCACAUUCAACAAGAAGGAGACAUGCAAAUCUGUUUGUACAAAAACAUAUGAUACCACAAAGCCAGAAGAUAAACAGAAAUUAGACUUUUUGAAAAAAAGUAUGCUACUGAAUUACCAACAUCACUGGAUUGUGGACAACAUGCCUGUGACGUGGUGUUAUGAUGUGGAAGAUGGCCAGAGGUUCUGUAAUCCUGGUUUUCCUAUUGGCUGUUACAUUACAGAAGAUGGCCGUCCAAAAGAUGCCUGUGUUAUUAAUUCAGAAUUUCAUGAAAAAGAUACCUUUUAUAUUUUCAACCACGUUGACAUCAAAAUAUAUUACCAUGUUGUGGAAAAUGAAGCUCUGGGAGCAAGACUAGUUGCUGCUAAACUUGAACCAAAAAGUUACAAGCAUACUCAUGCAGACAACCCUGACUGCUCAGGAGUACCUAUGGAUAUAAGUAAUAAGGCUAGUGGAGAAGUCAAAAUUGCAUACACAUACUCAGUUACUUUUCAAGAAGAAAAAAGCAUCAGGUGGGCAUCAAGAUGGGAUUAUAUUUUGGAAUCCAUGCCUCACACUCAUAUCCAGUGGUUUAGUAUUAUGAAUUCCUUAGUGAUUGUCCUCUUUCUGUCUGGAAUGGUAGCUAUGAUUAUGUUGAGGACACUGCAUAAAGAUAUUGCAAGAUACAAUCAGAUGGAUUCCACUGAAGAUGCUCAAGAAGAAUUUGGCUGGAAAUUGGUUCAUGGUGAUAUUUUCCGGCCCCCAAGAAAAGGAAUGCUGUUGUCAGUUUUUCUAGGCUCUGGCACACAAAUCUUAAUAAUGACUUUUGUUACCCUGUUUUUUGCUUGCCUGGGAUUUUUGUCACCUGCUAACAGGGGAGCUCUAAUGACCUGUGCUGUAGUUCUGUGGGUACUGCUUGGAACUCCAGCUGGUUAUGUUGCUGCCAGAUUCUACAAAUCAUUUGGAGGUGAGAAAUGGAAAACAAAUGUCCUGCUGACAUCAUUCCUUUGUCCUGGAAUUGUAUUUGCAGAUUUUUUUAUCAUGAACCUCAUUCUCUGGGGAGAAGGCUCUUCAGCAGCUAUUCCAUUUGGUACCUUGGUUGCUAUUUUGGCACUCUGGUUUUGCAUAUCUGUACCACUGACGUUUAUUGGUGCCUAUUUUGGGUUUAAGAAAAACGCUAUUGAACACCCUGUUCGCACAAACCAAAUUCCACGCCAGAUUCCUGAGCAGUCAUUCUAUACAAAGCCAUUACCUGGCAUUAUCAUGGGAGGAAUUCUUCCUUUUGGAUGCAUCUUUAUACAGUUGUUCUUUAUUCUCAAUAGUAUUUGGUCCCACCAGAUGUAUUACAUGUUUGGCUUCCUGUUUCUGGUGUUUAUUAUUUUGGUUAUUACAUGUUCUGAGGCUACAAUAUUGCUCUGCUACUUCCACCUAUGUGCAGAGGACUAUCACUGGCAGUGGCGUUCAUUUCUCACUAGUGGCUUCACUGCAGUUUAUUUCCUAAUAUAUGCAAUACAUUAUUUCUUUUCUAAACUGCAAAUCACAGGAACAGCUAGCACCAUUUUAUAUUUUGGUUACACCAUGAUUAUGGUUUUGAUCUUCUUCCUUUUCACAGGGACAAUUGGAUUCUUUGCAUGCUUUUGGUUUGUAACCAAAAUAUACAGCGUAGUGAAAGUCGACUGAAGAAACCGAUGUAAAGAGUUAACACAGGAGAGGUUUAAUCUUCAUUAACGUAACUUAAAAACCUGGUCUCGUUGAUGAACUUGAGCUUUAUCAGAAGUAUUGGCUUCCUGUUCUUUGAGAAUGAAAUGCACCUACUUUUCCACUAACACGUUUGUAUUGUGACUUAACAACCUGUUUUCAUUCAAACCUUAAUGAAGAUCAGAGUUACGAUAUUUAUGCUUUUGUAAAUACAACUAUACUUUAGAAGAAAUGUUAAAUUCUAAUGGCAGAAUAGAAGUGGCUGUAUUACACAACUUAAUGAUACUUCUGAUCAAAGUACAACUGUAAAUAGGUUUUUCUAGCUUGGUAGGUGGGAUGAAUUAUUUUUCUUUGAGGGAAAUGAGAACUUUUUAUUAUGCUAACUUUGAAGGAUGACUCUUAAGAAGUGUUGCUUUUAGUCUGGAUGUGAUUUUUAUUUUUUACUGGUGUUACGUCCAUAAAUAUUCUGAUUUCUGUGACUUAAUUAGUUUUGGUGUUCUUGGCCUUUUAAACUAUGUGCCUCUGAGUUCUUGAAUUUAUAAAUUCAUAAUCUAAUAAACGUUGUAAAAAUGUCUUCAUUGACUUAUUACAUAUUAUAAGUUCAUAAAAAUAUGUAAAUACUAUUAUGUUGAAGACAGAUGCUUAAGAUUGCAUAGAGUAUUUUAUGGCAUUUUCUAUGGUUUAAUGUAAAUUGACACACAUUUAGACCUGCAAGAAUUGUGCUAAACAGCUAUAACAUGGACGUGAUUGUGGCGCACGAGAACUAAAUUACACACACAUUUAACAAAACCACUGCAGCAUUAAUCCAGUCCUUAACCCAGAGACGUUUCCAGAGAUUGCUAUGGAGUUGUCACUAUGUUGAGAAGAUCUUGCAAUGCAUGAGUCGGCAUUAUCUGUCGAUCUUGCUUUUAGAUCUCAAUGAUGCAUAUUCUAUAGAGCAGCUAUUGCUGACUGUACUUAAUGUAGGUUAAAAAAUAAAAGAAGAUUACUAUUUUUGCCUUAUAUUAACAGACUAAUGUCAAUUUUGGAUGACUGGCAUUAAACCUGUAUUUGCCUUUUUUUGGAAAUGGAGUAUUUUGUUAAAACCUUGUUCAGUAGUUUUAGACACAAAACACAGUUUGGUUGGUAACAUUUUAUUUCAAAUUAAAAUUCAUGUACCAAUUACCGUUCAUGAGAUUGGGGGGUUUUAUUCUUACCAGUUUACUUUCCUAAAGGACCUUAACCUGGUGAUGCUUGAAUAUUGGACCCAAUAAAAAUAAUCUUUGGUUAAGGUAACUUGUCAUUACUAUUAACCUCCCAGAAGUUGGCACAUCAAGGCUUCAGGAGGCAUUCCCACAAUUGCAGUGCUCCACAACCCUUCCCAGAUGAACCACAGCAUUUGUGCUCUGCCUGUCACCAGACAUAGCUCUGUUCAGAUGUGGACAGGUUUGUUCUUGUGCCCUUCCCAACAUGCAGUCACUAGGAAAUACUGACUUUAGGUAAAUCUUUCAUGUUUUAUGUUCAAAACAGGAAAAGGGUGAGUAUGGUGUUUGCUCUUGAUUACUGCUGUGAACUGUAGUGUAACUCUUGAUUC